AACAAUGUAAAAGAAAAGCAGAGAGGAAGAGAAGGUAAAGUUUAGUGGCAAGCGUAUUGAUUGCAAACUAUAAGGUUAAUUUAUUUAUUUUUUGCUGAUUUGUGUUUUGAGACAAAACAAAAGCAAGAGCAAGAACAACAGCGACCACAACACAACCCAAUUUGGUUGAACCUUACACGUCAGCAUAGUGAAACGUUGCGUGUUGCUUGAGAGAUGGGAAAUUCGUUCGGGUGUUCGGCCUCCGGCGAGAGGCUGGUGUCGGCGGCGAGGGACGGCGACUUGGUGGAGGCGAAGAUGCUUUUGAACUGUAACCCUUGUCUCGCCAAGUAUUCAACAUUCGGUGGCCUCAAUUCCCCUCUUCAUUUUGCAGCAGCCAAAGGCCACAACGAGAUCGUGGCAUUGCUGCUGGAGAAUGGAGCUGAUGUGAAUUCCAGAAAUUAUUGUGGCCAGACGGCCCUGAUGCAAGCUUGUAGAUAUGGGCACUGGGAAGUUGUACAGACACUUCUACUCUUCAGAUGCAAUGUUAUGAGGGCUGAUUAUCUUAGUGGGAGGACAGCUCUUCACUUUGCAGCUGUGCAUGGGCAUGUAAGAUGUAUUAGACUUGUUGUGGCUGACUUUGUACCAAGUGCACCUUAUCAAGCUAUACAUGCUUGCACAAAUAUUGACAAGGAUGGUGGAUCAAAUGUGAAAGGAAAACAUGAGCAUAGUGCCCUGUCCAAGUUUGUAAAUAAGACUGCUGAUGGUGGUAUCACUGCCCUUCACAUGGCUGCGUUAAAUGGAUACUUUGAUUGUGUACAACUUCUGCUUGAUCUUAACGCCAAUGUGUCUGCUGUGACAUUUCAUUACGGAACAUCAAUGGAUUUAAUCGGAGCUGGAAGUACUCCUUUGCAUUAUGCUGCUUGUGGAGGCAAUUUAAAAUGCUGUCAGAUCCUUGUUGCACGAGGUGCAAGUCGGAUGGCUUUAAAUUGCAAUGGGUGGCUUCCUCUUGAUAUUGCUAGGAUGUGGGGCCGUCAUUGGCUUGAACAAUUACUGGCACCCAGUUCUGAUACCACAGUACCUACAUUCUCUCAUUCAAACUACUUGUCCUUGCCUCUCAUGAGUGUGCUCAACAUAGCUAGAGAGUAUGGAUUACAAUCAUCUACAACCUCCUCUGACGAGAUUGACUUUUGUGCUGUAUGUCUGGAGAGACCUUGUUCCGUGGCUGCUGAAGGGUGUGGGCAUGAGCUUUGUGUAAGAUGUGCGCUUUAUCUUUGUUCAACAAACAAUGUUUCUUCUGAAAUGGUUGGCCCUCCAGGCUCUAUCCCCUGCCCUCUUUGUAGACAUGGAGUUGUCUCUUUUGUCAAGUUACCAGGUUCCCAAGCAAAAGAAAAUAAGCUACACGUGUCUUUGGGCCUGUGUACCCCUUGCAUGCUACAUCCACGUGACCUAGAUCAGCCAUCCAUCUCUCAUACACCUGAGAUUGGAAGAAAUCGUGUAGCUUCUGUUCCAUCAGAAAUACUCUGCCCCGUCACUUGUAGUCCAUUCCCAUCUAUGGCAAUUCCCCUAUGUACCUGCAAUGAUGGUCCAUGUCCAUCAUUUGAACCCCGAGAAGUAGAAACACGAGAUGAAUCACCUCAUCACUCUCAAGCAUCAACAAUGGAUCAGGAUAAAAUUGAAGGGCCAAGAUUGGAUAAAACAACUUGCUCUAGCAUGUUUUGGGGUAGAAGAAGUUGCAGCAGGGAGCACCAAUGCAAUUCAGAGAUAAAUGCUUGACUCGUAUGGUGCUUGUACGAGCCACUCUCGUGUUGUGGAUACAUGGUAUGGUACACUUAGAUCAACACAGCAAUCCACAGUUGCCUCAUUAACCAGCCUCCAAAGGUGGAACUCUAGGAGAAAAAAACUGCUCUGCAGAUCUGCUUGGCUGCAUAGGCUCUAUGCUAUAGGUGAUAGAUACAGUUCUGGUGUUUCAGCAACACAGCCACCCUCUGGAUAUGUUCUUUUCUGAUAUUUAGAGAGUGUGUGUAAUUAGUUUCGGUUUCUUAAGAUUGUUAUUGUGAUUUAUUGUAAUUGGAUUUAAUCUUACCGAAAAAGAAAUAGUUUUUAUUAAGGGGGAAAGGAA
Molecule: messenger RNA, 2098 nt
Organism: Vigna radiata var. radiata (mung bean)
Lineage: Eukaryota; Viridiplantae; Streptophyta; Magnoliopsida; Fabales; Fabaceae
Product: E3 ubiquitin-protein ligase XBAT33
Exons: 10
Coding region: 214-1752 (512 amino acids)
Molecular function (GO): protein binding
Source: RefSeq, a predicted model, not a curated record